CGGUGGGCACGCGUUAUCGAGAGUCUCGUGACCAUAGCACAUGACCGGCAUAUGAGCUUCCUUGAUAACUGCAUACUAUAAAGCCGUGUACAUUGCCGUCUUCAGCCUGCUUCACCCUCCACACAAGAUGUUCAGAUACGCUGUUGUUGCCCUGCUGGUGGCCGUCGCCGUCGCCGCCCCUCUUGACCACGCCUUGGAUGGCGAGUGGGAGAUCUUCAAGCAGACCUACGGAAAGGUUUAUUCCACGGAUGAUGUCGUCAUCAGACGUCUGAUUUGGGAGAGAAGUCUGCAGUUCAUCCAGCAACACAAUCUGGAGGCGGACAGAGGCCUUCACAGUUACAGACUCGGGGUCAACGAGUACGCAGAUAUGACUUCAGAGGAGUUUGUGAAACAGAUGAACGGUUACAGAAUGGUCAACAGAACCCGUAAAGGUGCAACCUUCCUCCCACCCAACAACAUCGGGGCCCUUCCCACAGAGGUCGACUGGAGAACCAAGGGAUACGUCACAGAAAUCAAGAACCAGCUUGCCUGUGGUUCCUGUUGGUCAUUCUCCGCCACAGGAUCCCUGGAAGGUCAGAACUUCAAGAAGAAUGGAAAACUGGUGUCUCUCUCCGAGCAGAACCUUGUUGACUGUUCCAAGCCUGAAGGUAACCAUGGAUGCGGGGGUGGUCUCAUGGACUUUGCCUUUGAAUACAUCAAGACAAACGAAGGUAUCGACACCGAAGCUUCCUACCCAUACAAAGCCAGGGAUGGACGAUGCCGCUUCAAGAAGGCCGAUGUUGGCGCCACCGAUACCGGCUUCACUGACAUUCCCCACAACGACGAGAACGCUCUUCAGCAAGCUGUUGCCACUGUUGGUCCUAUCUCCGUCGCCAUUGACGCCAGCCGCCCCACCUUCCGCCUGUACAAGAGCGGCGUCUACGACGAGCCCACAUGCAGCUCUACCCGUCUUGAUCACGGCGUCUUGGCCGUUGGCUACGGCAGCAGCGAGGGCAGUGACUACUGGCUUGUGAAAAACAGUUGGGGUGAGACCUGGGGCGACGCCGGCUACAUCAAGAUGUCCAGGAACCGCAACAACCAGUGCGGUAUCGCCACCGAGGCCAGCUACCCACUUGUGUAGUCUGUCAUCAACAUGUUCAACUUGUACACGUGUUGACGGAAUCUUAGUAACAGAUUCUAAUAAAAGUGUAAAUAUA
Messenger RNA from Haliotis rubra (blacklip abalone), 1196 nucleotides. Its product is annotated as procathepsin L-like. The coding region runs from base 128 to 1120 and encodes 330 amino acids. The record is from RefSeq and is a predicted model, not a curated record. NCBI's taxonomy places the organism in Eukaryota, Metazoa, Mollusca, Gastropoda, Lepetellida, Haliotidae. Gene Ontology annotation, molecular function: cysteine-type endopeptidase activity. Gene Ontology annotation, cellular component: lysosome. The transcript is spliced from 8 exons.